Zasmidium cellare ATCC 36951 is the source of this 1416-nucleotide messenger RNA. Its product is annotated as glycoside hydrolase family 76 protein. The transcript has 9 exons. Gene Ontology annotation, molecular function: mannan endo-1,6-alpha-mannosidase activity. Gene Ontology annotation, biological process: carbohydrate catabolic process; fungal-type cell wall biogenesis. The record is from RefSeq and is a predicted model, not a curated record. Bases 1 to 1416 code for a protein of 471 amino acids. NCBI's taxonomy places the organism in Eukaryota, Fungi, Ascomycota, Dothideomycetes, Mycosphaerellales, Mycosphaerellaceae.
AUGCGGUCCACGACAUUCUUCGCCAGUAUUCUUUUCGUGGCUCGAUGGGCGCUGGCCAUCGACUUGAAUCUGGAUGACCCCGAAUCCAUUAAGCGCGCCGCCAGAACAGCGGCAGAUGGUAUGAUGCAGUGGUACGAUGGCAAUAAGACAGGCGGGAUUCCCGGUCUUCUUCCAGGCCCCUUCUACUGGUGGGAAGCAGGAGCCAUGUUCGGAUCCCUUAUCGACUACUGGUACUACACUGGCGAUACGAGCUACAAUGAUGUCGUGACGGAGGCGCUUCUCUUUCAGGUUGGCGCCGAUGUCGAUUAUAUGCCUGCAAACCAGUCUAAGUCCCUCGGGAAUGAUGAUCAGGCCUUCUGGGGAUUGUCAGCAUUGACGGCAGCAGAAACAAAUUUCCCAAAUCCUCCUGCAGGUCAACCACAGUGGCUCGCUCUCGCUCAGGCGGUGUUCAACACCCAGAAGGUCCGCUGGGAUGAGACGUCUUGCGCCGGGGGCCUCAAGUGGCAGAUCUUUACGUUUAACAACGGUUACAACUACAAGAAUAGCAUAAGUAACGGAUGCUUCAUGAAUAUGGCUGCUCGGCUCGCCAUGUAUACAGGCAACACUUCUUACAACGAAUGGGCUGAUAGGGCAUGGGAAUGGUCGCGCUCAGUUGGGUUGGUCAGCGAUACCUACCUGGUUUACGACGGCACGGAUGACAACCUGGAUUGCAAGGAACUGAACCACUUGCAAUGGUCAUACAAUUCCGGCGUGUACUUAAUGGCUGCAGCGACAAUGUGGAACAUCACAGAGGGCGCCACGAGGGACCAGUGGCAAACUCGCACACAAGGACUUCUCAAUGCCACGAAACAGAUCUUCUUCUACCCUAACGGCACGAUGCAAGAGACUGCGUGCGAAGGAAGCCACAAUUGCAACAUCGACCAGCAGACAUUCAAAGCCUAUCUUUCCCGAUGGAUGGCGGCAUCUACCAAAGUUGCUCCAUGGACCAAGGACACUAUAAUGCCUUUGCUUGCAUCGUCCGCUGAGGCUGCGGCCAAAUCGUGCACCGGCGGCGACGACGGCGUAACCUGCGGCACGUCGUGGACGGGAGGCUGGGAUGGUGCUUUCGGGGUCGGACAACAGAUGAACGCUCUUGAAGUGUUUCAGUCCAACCUUAUCUCGACUGCGAGAGGACCCGUGGGCAAUUCUACAGGAGGAACAUCGCAGGGUGACCCCAACGCCGGCUCAGACAGUGGUUCAACUCCAAUAACGUAUGCUUCAUCCCAUCAGCAAAGCCCACCAUCUGCGAAUCUCGAAGUUGUGCUGACUUUCGAAAGAUACAAUGCCAUCACCACAGGCGACCGAGCAGGAGCAGGGAUUCUGACCGCCAUAGUGUUGAUAGGACUGGUCGGGGGUGGCUAUUGGAUUGUGACGUGA